Penicillium taxi is the source of this 2274-nucleotide messenger RNA. RefSeq names its product putative ubiquitin fusion degradation protein (Ufd1). The transcript has a single exon. Bases 1 to 2274 code for a protein of 757 amino acids. Gene Ontology annotation, cellular component: VCP-NPL4-UFD1 AAA ATPase complex. NCBI's taxonomy places the organism in Eukaryota, Fungi, Ascomycota, Eurotiomycetes, Eurotiales, Aspergillaceae. Gene Ontology annotation, molecular function: polyubiquitin modification-dependent protein binding. The record is from RefSeq and is a predicted model, not a curated record.
AUGGCGAAUAAUACCUUGACCUGGUCAGCCCCAUUGACCGUAGCUGUUUCUCAACGAGCAUCAAGAUUAUCGGGCGAUAAGAUUAUUCUACCUCAAUCCGCACUAGAACAGCUCCUUGCCGCAGCGCCCCUCCAGGCGGUUUCGAAUCCCAAUCCCCGCGUACACACGACGACUUUCGACCCCUUCAACUCCCACACUUUUGCUGCCGAGGCUCACGCUCGUGAACGGACUGAAGAGCGCCAACAGCAACUUCCUCACCCGCUGACCUUUCGUAUUGUCAAUCCUAAAAAUGGCCGCAUUGUACACGCUGGGAUCCGAGAGUUCUCCGCCGCGGAGAACGAGGUGAUAUUGAGUACUCUGCUACAAGAGUCAUUGGGUAUAGAGGACGGUGAUUUCACAGCUGACGUGAAUGGUGAGCUAGAGGCCGCUGAAACAGGCGAUCAAGUGACCCAACCAUCAAGAACCGGCCCUAUCGUUACAGUGCAUGCGAAACAACUACCAAAAGGCACAUACGUGCGCCUACGUCCGCUCGAGGCUGGCUAUGAGGAGGAUUGGAAGCCUCUACUUGAGCGAUAUCUGCGAGAUAAUUUCACCACCCUGACUGUCGGCGAGCUGCUCACCGUGCCGGGAACACGCAAAGAAUCCUUCCGGUUCUUGCUUGAUAAAGUUUUCCCAGAAGGGGACAGCAUCUGCAUCGUGGAUACGGAUCUGGAAGUGGAUAUCGUAGCUUUGUCAGAAGAGCAGGCCCGGGAAACGUUGCAGAAACGAUUGGAACGAUCUGCGCGCGCACCAGGUACAACGAGCGGCAGCUCAGUUGGUGGUUUGCUCUCUCUCUCGGAAGGUAUAGACGCCCAGGUCUUGCCGGGUGAAUACGUUGAUUAUGAGAUUCGAGAAUGGAACCGUGGUGAUACACUCCGAGUUAAACUCACGACGGAUGAUCAAGUCUGUCUUUUCGUCAGCCCUUAUGGCGCACGGCAAAGAGGCAAACCGCGGGCAGACAUGCAUGUCUGGGGUGAUUUAUCAUCUCAAACUUCUAAACAAGUGGAGAUAAAACCGACAAAUGUCGCUCUAGAAGGUGCUGAGGCUCUUUAUAUAUCAGUUCAUGCAACUUCCCUCGACGAAGAGACAUCGAAAUCUCCAAUACAAUAUCAUUUGUGCAUCGUGGCAAAUGAUGCCCCUGAAGAAGCUGGGCAAGAGGUUGAGACGCAUGAGCUCGGUGAGGUCCAGUGCCACAAUUGUCAGCAAUGGGUGCCGCAGCGAACAUUAGUUCUCCACGAAAACUUUUGUCUCCGGAACAACAUUUUCUGCACCCAAUGUCACAACGUUUUCCAGAAGCGAUCUCCCGAAUGGGAGCAGCACUGGCACUGUCCCCACGAUUCGUCCUAUGGAAGUGAUGUAUCCAGUAAAGAGAGUCACGACUCGAUCUUCCACAGCUACCACGACUGUCCAGAUUGCGAUGCUAAAUUUGAAGGGCUGCCUGCACUAGCACAGCACCGUACUACUGAGUGUCCAGGCAAGCUGAUUCUCUGUCAAUUCUGCCACCUUCUUGUACCACAAAAGGGCGAGUCAGACCCAGAUCUCCACGAUCCAGAAGUCAUGGUCUCCGGACUUACCCCUCACGAACUGGUCGAUGGAGGCCGCACGACAGAAUGCCACCUAUGCAAUAAGAUUGUCCGGCUCCGGGAUAUGAACACCCACCUUCGCCAUCACGAGCUGGAGCGCGUCUCCCGCCGAGCGCCCCGUAUCUGCCUGAACCAGAAUUGCGGACGCACUCUCUCUAACGCCGGGAGCAAGUCCCUUGCCCUAUGCAACAUUUGCUUUGGACCAUUGUAUGUGGACACGUACGAUCCAGAGGGCAAGGCGCUACGUCGACGGAUUGAGCGGAGAUAUCUGUCACAGAUGAUGACGGGAUGUGGCAAGCAAUGGUGCCAGAACCAGUACUGUAAAACAGGGAAACAAAACACCCAAUCUGCGUCUGCUUCUGCCAUGACUGUGGCCGAUAUCAUGAAGGCGAUACGGCCUCUUGUUGAUGGUAUCAACACUAAACCUGAUCAAGAGAAUACUGAGCCCGUCUAUUUUUGCACCGAUGAAACGGGCCAGGUUCGUCGUAACCUAGCACAGAUGAUCUGUGCCGAGGGCGCUACUGGAGACAAAGCCUACGACCUCGCCUGGUGUGUUGCUGGUGCAGAGGCUGCCUGUGGAGACCUGGAGAAGACGAGAGAGUGGCUUGCCAGAUGGGCACCCACGCAAGGGGAGAGGGGUGUUGAUUCUUAG